Salvia hispanica is the source of this 1187-nucleotide messenger RNA. RefSeq names its product inositol monophosphatase 3-like. Gene Ontology annotation, biological process: signal transduction; inositol metabolic process; phosphatidylinositol phosphate biosynthetic process. Gene Ontology annotation, molecular function: inositol monophosphate 1-phosphatase activity. The record is from RefSeq and is a predicted model, not a curated record. NCBI's taxonomy places the organism in Eukaryota, Viridiplantae, Streptophyta, Magnoliopsida, Lamiales, Lamiaceae.
AAUUUGAUAAAAAUAAAAAAAUAAAUAAAGUAUUAGGCAUUUGUUGUUGAGGUUCUUUUAUCCUAAAAAAUGUAGAUACAUUCUCUGAAAAUCCGGCAUCCAUCUAUUCCUUUUCUCCGAAUCGCAACAUCUAAAUGACACAAAAGGGUUCAGCCGACGAUUUCUUGGCCACAGCAGUGGAAGCUGCUAAGCAAGCUGCCGAGAUUAUUCGAUCUGGAUUUUAUGGGGCGAAACAGGUGGAGAACAAAGGAGAGGUGGAUUUGGUGACAGAGACGGAUAAGAAAUGUGAAGAGCUCAUAUCCACUUUUCUCAAAAAACAAUACCCUGACCAUAUGUUCAUUGGCGAAGAAACUGUUGCUGCUGGUGGCAAUAUGGAAUUGACUAAUGAACCAACUUGGAUUGUUGAUCCCAUUGAUGGAACUUUUAAUUUUGUUCAUGGGUAUCCAUUUGUGUGUGUAUCUAUUGGAUUGACAAUUGGAAAGAUUGCAACAGUUGGUGUUGUCUAUAAUCCAAUUAUGGAUGAGCUUUUUACAGCAGUUCGCGGCAAAGGUGCUUUUCUCAAUGGGAAACCCAUUAGAGUAUCAUCUCAAGACGAGCUUGUGAAAUCCCUUCUUGCUGCAGAGGUCAUCGCAUCACAUGAGAAAUCCGUCGUGGAUGCCUCUACUAAUCAGAUCAAUAGCUUACUCUUCAAGGUUCGGUCACUUCGGAUGAGUGGCUCUUGUGCUUUAGAUCUUUGUGGGAUUGCGUGUGGGAGGCUUGAUCUAUUCUACUUAGUUGGGUUUGGAGGCCCCUGGGAUGUGGCUGCUGGUGCUGUUAUCGUAAGCGAGGCUGGAGGACUUGUCUUUGAUCCUUCGGGUAAGGAUUUCGACAUCACAGCUCAACGAGUAGCAGCUUCGAAUCCUCUUCUGAAGGACGCAUUUGUCGGGGCACUGCAGCUGUCGGAAUGAAGGAACCCUUUGAGAGCAAACACUGAUAUAUUUGACAAGUUAGUUAUGUUUCUCUACAACAUUUGCAAUGUGUCCUUUGUUGACUAUAGGGCGUGUUUGGUUUCUUAGACGUGAAUUGACAAUAAAAGAUAGGGAUCCUGAUUGUGAAUUGCCUAUCUUAUGGAUAGUGUUUCUCGACCUCAUGUUUGGUUUGAUGGUUUAUUAUCAUGAAUUGGGUUAUCCGCUGUUUGGUUCGUGCUA